GAUCCCAAAGCUGAUUGAAACCCACAAUAUCGCAGGAAUCCCGAGUGAAGACAAAAGAAGAGAGAGAGAGAGAGAGAGAUCUAGAGAGAGAUUAUGAGCAUGGCCAUUCAUUCGAUCCAGUUCGGCGCGACGGCCAGCCGGCCAGGCCGAGUUUGCCAGCACACCCAAUCCGUUUCAACCUCACUCUUCACCGUUUCUCUUUAAAAUUGGCUCUUCCUUGGAAGACUCAGUCAUAUAAUAUAUUCUUCUCUCUGUUAUUUCAUCGAUAUCAUCUUCCUUGAAUUUUCAUGGCGAAACUAUCACAACCGAAGAAUAAUGCUGUCAUCAGCAACAACAACCUCAGCGUCACUAACACUACGGUGCCCACCAAGGUUAAACGCACAAGGAGAAGUGUCCCCAGAGACUCUCCUCCUCAACGUAGCUCUAUAUACCGAGGAGUCACUAGGCACCGGUGGACUGGCCGGUAUGAAGCUCACUUGUGGGACAAGAAUUGUUGGAACGAGUCACAGAACAAAAAAGGGAGACAAGUAUAUCUGGGUGCUUAUGACGAUGAAGAAGCAGCAGCACAUGCCUAUGAUCUAGCAGCAUUGAAGUACUGGGGUCAAGAUACAAUUCUUAACUUUCCGUGGUCGACAUACCUGAACGAACUGAAGGAAAUGGAGGGUCAAUCGAGGGAAGAGUAUAUUGGAUCAUUGAGGAGGAAAAGCAGUGGUUUUUCCCGGGGAGUUUCUAAAUACAGAGGGGUUGCCAGACAUCAUCAUAAUGGAAGAUGGGAAGCUCGGAUUGGCAGAGUUUUUGGCAAUAAAUAUCUCUAUCUUGGAACUUAUGCGACUCAAGAAGAAGCUGCCACGGCUUAUGAUAUGGCGGCUAUAGAAUACCGUGGACUUAACGCCGUCACCAACUUCGAUCUCAGCCGUUAUAUAAAGUGGCUUAAGCCUAAUUCCAUCGGCACCAAUAUUAUUAAUCCUAGUCAUAAGUCUAACUCUGACCCUAACGGUAAUGUCAUUACCACCUUAACGACAUCAAACCCUACCCAAGAGCAUAGGUUCAGCUUCUUCCAUCACAACCGCCAGCUUCAGGAACCGCCAGCUAUUUAUAACGGCGAACAAGAAGCCGAGCUGACUCAUCGCCGACUGUCUCCGACAACCACUGCCACGUCAGCCUUAAGGCUUCUGCUUCAGUCGUCCAAGUUCAAGGAAAUGAUGGAGAUGACAUCCUCCGAGGAUUUGUCGGUUCCUCCAGCUGCGAAGGUGCCGCUGCAAUGCAGGUUUCCGGAUGAUAUUCAGACGUACUUUGAGUGCGAGGACUUCAACAGUAAUGGGGAAGGGGAUGAUCAUAUCAUGUUCAGCGAGCUCAACUCCUACGUGCCUCCUCUGUUGUAUGGUGACUUUGAAACCUGAAAGAAACAAAGGAAAGAGAACUCUGAUCUGGCUGUUUGCUAUCACCAUCAUCAUUAUUAUUUGGAUUGGUUUACGUAGAAAUUAUUUUUCUAGCUGUGAAUAUGGAUGAUUGAUUUGCUGAUGACAACAUUAUUGGUGCUAUUGAAGAAGACGACCUGGAAACUGAUGCCUAUGUUAUUUGUGAGGAAGACGACCACAACAACGAUGAGGGGCAAGGCAAGUUAAUUACUUGGUUUAUUUUUUUUUUUUUAGUUAUGAAAAGAAAAUAAAGAAUGUCCAAAUGAGACUCCAAAAAAAAAAAAAAAAAAAAAAAAAAGAAAAUAGCAAAUAAUUUUUAGGUCUUUCAAAUUUCAUUCCAAUAAUAUUGUACUCUUUUCUAUAUUUAUCUGCUAAUCACCAAAUAACUUUUGAUCUUUUAUCAAUAUAAUGACUCAAUUAUAAUAA
Molecule: messenger RNA, 1844 nt
Organism: Prosopis cineraria
Lineage: Eukaryota; Viridiplantae; Streptophyta; Magnoliopsida; Fabales; Fabaceae
Product: AP2-like ethylene-responsive transcription factor At1g16060
Exons: 8
Coding region: 288-1400 (370 amino acids)
Biological process (GO): regulation of DNA-templated transcription
Molecular function (GO): DNA-binding transcription factor activity; DNA binding
Source: RefSeq, a predicted model, not a curated record